UGCUUAUAAAACCCAAUAAACUUCCAUCUUUUUGUACUUCAAGAUUUUCCACACUCGUUAAUAGUUCAUGCAUCAAGAAUAUACGAUAUACUUCAACAUAGUAGCAUGUGGGAAAACACAUACGAUGGUCAUCUUAGCCCCAACACGAGCCUAAAUUCUCAAGCCGACACAAUGCUAAUUGACAACCCUGACUACAAUUCUCAAGAAUCAUUAAAAUCUUCACAAGAUACAGAGAAAAGCGUAUCAUAUAAGUUGCAAAGACGAUUAGCACAAAAUCGCGAAGCUGCUAGAAAAAGUCGUUUGAAGAAAAAGGCAUAUGUUCAAGAAUUGGAAUCAGGACGACUAAAGUUAGCCAAAUUGGAGCAUGAAAUUGAAAAGGCUCGAAAACAGGCUGCAUACAUGGAUCUGUCGAAUACAAUUCAUGGUAUAUUACCUGGAAUUGUUGUGUUUGAGAAGAAAUAUGAUCAAUGGGUUGUUGAGCAACACAAAAAGGAGUCCGAACUUGCGACGAUCCUUCAAACCGAUGCAAGCGAUAUGGAGCUAAGAGUAUUUGUGGAUGGGAUAGUAAACCACUACCAAGUUCUUUUCCAGAUGAAAGCGGAUGCUGCGAAAACCGACACAUUUAACUUGUUGUACGGGUCAUGGAAAUCUCCGGUUGAGCGGUUAUUCCAAUGGCUAGGCGGGUUUCGACCAUCAGAAAUUUUAUAUAUACUAAUGCCGCGGUUUGAGCCACUAACGGAUACACAAGUUGUGAAUUUGUCGAGGCUAAGACACACUUGUCGACAAGCGGAAGAUGCAUUGACUCAAGGACUAGAUAAACUUGAGCAAACUUUGGCUCAAAGUGUCACUAUUAACAUAACGGAAGGUGGAAACUACGACACGCAUAUGAGUUCAAUGAUAGAGGUGGCCGAAUCACUCGAAAACUUCUUGAACCAGGCGGAUCACCUUCGACAUCAAACACUACAACAAAUGUCUCGGAUCUUGACUAUUCGUCAAGCUUCAAGAGGGUUGCUCGCACUGGGAGAAUACUUUCAACGUCUUCGUGUAUUAAAUUCACUUUGGUCAUCUCGUGCUUGUAUCAUUAGUAGCUAGUUAGUUUAAAGUAACUAUCGUGUUUUGAAAUUAGAUAGAAAGUGUGUAUGUAUGCGUGUAUUCAUAUAUAGAGAGUUGUAUAAUAAUACAUAUAAAAUAAUUUUAAGUUGAGAGUUAUGACUA
Messenger RNA from Helianthus annuus (common sunflower), 1215 nucleotides. Its product is annotated as transcription factor TGA7. Gene Ontology annotation, biological process: DNA-templated transcription; regulation of DNA-templated transcription. The transcript has 9 exons. NCBI's taxonomy places the organism in Eukaryota, Viridiplantae, Streptophyta, Magnoliopsida, Asterales, Asteraceae. Gene Ontology annotation, molecular function: DNA-binding transcription factor activity; sequence-specific DNA binding. The record is from RefSeq and is a predicted model, not a curated record. The coding region runs from base 106 to 1092 and encodes 328 amino acids.